Messenger RNA from Trichoplusia ni (cabbage looper), 6432 nucleotides. RefSeq names its product alpha-mannosidase 2 (gene alpha-Man-IIa). Gene Ontology annotation, cellular component: Golgi membrane. Gene Ontology annotation, molecular function: alpha-mannosidase activity; carbohydrate binding. Gene Ontology annotation, biological process: mannose metabolic process; protein deglycosylation; N-glycan processing. The transcript has 21 exons. The record is from RefSeq and is a predicted model, not a curated record. The coding region runs from base 145 to 3642 and encodes 1165 amino acids. Lineage: Eukaryota; Metazoa; Arthropoda; Insecta; Lepidoptera; Noctuidae.
CAAAAUGAACAAACGUCAAUGUUCAUAUGUCAGAGUCAGACAACAUAAUAAAUAGGUACAUGGUAUACCUAUUGUUGCGGUAAAUAAUUAUGUAUUCGUGUCAUAAUAAAAUCUAAACAAAUACUGUGAUAACGUGGUUUCAAUAUGAGGAUCAGGCGGUUGUCGGCUGUGUUUUGGACAACAUGCAUAAUAGCAUUCGUAUUUAUACUCUAUGUUGUGACUGACUUAAGUUUUAAACUGCCAAGUAUAAAGCCUGCAGUACAGGAGUUUGAUGAUACUAAAUGGUCAUCUUUUGAAUCUAAGUUGCGACAUAUAGAAAACGAGUUAAAUCAACACCAUGCUGUGGUCGGUGAGAUCAAGUCGGCCAUGGACCAGAUUGUUGAACAGUCACAGGAGUACCAUCCUCCCCAAAAGAGGCCGAGAGAAGAGUACACGCAGCCUAGGAUAAAGGAAGUGAAAGCAGUUGGCGAUGAGCCUCCUAAGAUGCGGAUUCCAUUUAAUCAGUCAACUUGUCCAAUACAGAAACAGAGUGUUCCUAAAACUGAUAUACAGAUGCUUUCGCUGUACGAUCGUAUGAUGUUCGAAGACAUUGACGGCGGAGUCUGGAAGCAAGGCUGGGAUAUUGAAUACAAAGAGAACCAAUGGAGUCAAAAGAAUAAACUCAAAGUGUUUAUCGUGCCGCACUCCCAUAAUGACCCAGGUUGGAUAAAGACAUUCGAGAACUACUACAAGACACAAACACGUGCGAUAUUUAAGAAUAUGGUGGAGAAGUUGUUCGAAGGUAUCGGUAGGAAGUUCAUUUGGGCUGAGAUUAGUUACCUGUCGCUUUGGUGGAACAGUGAUGCAUCUGAUAAGGAGAAAACGGCCUUCCAGAACCUUCUCAAAAAAGGACAGAUAGAAAUAGUCACGGGCGGCUGGGUUAUGAAUGACGAAGCGAAUUCCCACUGGUUAUCGAUCAUGCAGCAACUUACAGCUGGUCACCAAUGGCUCAUCGAGAACUUCGGUUAUACACCAAAGAACUCGUGGUCGAUAGACCCCUUCGGGUAUUCCAGCUCACAACCUUAUUUACUAAAGCUAGCAGGCUUCGACAACGCUGUCAUACAGAGGGUGCACUACAGAGUGAAGAAAGAACUCGCUUCUAAUAAACAGUUGGAGUUCAAAUGGCGGCAGACAUGGGAUGGUAUGGGUAAAACAGACAUGUUUACACAUAUGAUGCCGUUCUAUUCUUACGAUGUUCCUCACUCCUGUGGACCUGAUCCAAAGGUAUGCUGUCAAUUUGAUUUUAAACGGCUGCCUGGAAACGGAAUAACUUGUCCAUGGGGUAUAGCGCCACGGAAGAUUACAGAGAAAAAUAUCAAUGAAAGAGCGUCGAUGAUCCUCGACCAAUGGCGUAAGAAAGCGCAGUUGUACCGCAGCAACGUACUCAUGUUCCCGCUGGGCGACGACUUCCGUUACGACCGCGCCAACGAGUGGGACAACCAGUACCAGAACUACGAGAUACUCAUCGAUUACAUUAAUAAUAACGAUGCCUGGAAUGCUGAGGUACAAUUCGGUACUCUGGAGGACUACUUCAAGGCUGUCCACGCGGAGGUCAAGCUGUCCGACUUCCCGGUGUUGUCCGGUGACUUCUUCACUUACGCCGAUAGGAACCAGCACUACUUCAGCGGGUAUUUCACGUCGAGACCCUUCUAUAAGAACAUGGAUAGAGUUCUGCUAGCUUAUGUUAGGGCAGCAGAAAUAAUAACAGGUCAAGCAGCAUCGUCCCGCUCCGUGAACAACAUACUGUCACUCCAGCUGCGCGACCGCGUGGAGCAGGCGCGACGAACGCUGUCGCUAUUCCAGCAUCACGACGGGAUCACUGGCACUUCCAGGGAUGAAGUCAGAGAAGAUUAUGCUAAGAAAUUGCUAUCAGCUAUCAAAUACAGUCAGUCAGCAAUCCAGCAAGCCGCUUACUACCUCCUCAAACAGCCGGCCAUUCUAGACCAAAUACAGGAAGACAUAUACUUCGACGUGGACGACAUCUGGCGGACACACGAUGAAAUACCGACCCGUAUAACAAUAGCGUUGGACGCAGUGUCGCCAUCUAGGAAGAUAGUACUGUAUAAUGCGCUCGUGUUCAGGAGACACGAGGUGCUUACCGUGUUGGUGUCUUCGCCUCAUGUCGAGGUGUUCGAUCCAGAAGGCAACCCCAUGAUGGCUCAGAUCUCGCCAGUAGUGGCAGGCGACAAGAGACUCGCGUUCGCGGCGAACAAGUACCAGCUGUCGUUCCCGGUUGCCGUCGACCCGCUAGCUCUCACAGUGUAUACUGUGUCGCUAAGGGAUAAUAUGAGUAUUAACAAAUACACGUCAUACUCCCGCAUCCGCGUGUACAACGCGGACUACUGGACGGUGGACCUGCCCAAGAUGUUCCCUGUGGAGCAGCCGUCCGCCCGCCUCAUGGAGGACAUCAGCUUCCAGGCCAACAACAGCACGCGCGUCGUCACCAACCUCAACGGACACAUCAAGGCCAUCGUGUCGCCAGAUGGCACCACUGUACCCGUGCAUAUGGAUUUCGCGCAAUACGACAGCCAGCGCGGUCCGGACAACAACAGCGGCGCGUACCUGUUCAUCCCGUCGGGCCCCGCCACUGACUACCGGCCCGAGCCCUUCCCCGAGAUCGUCGUCACCGAGGGCAUGUACAAGGCCACCCUCUACACAGCCCUCAACUCGCCGAAAGCCGCCGACUUGGUCGUAGCCAUCACAGUCCACAACAACCCGACCCUCCCUCACAGCGAGGUUGAGAUCAGCAACACGUUGCUGAUAGACCCGCAGGUGGACGACCUGGAGCUGGCGCUGCGCCUGCGCACCGCCGUCGACAACGGCGACGUCUUCUAUACUGAUCUAAAUGGCAUGCAGAUGGUAAGACGUCGCUACUUCGACAAGAUCCCUCUUCAAGCGAACUUCUACCCGCUGCCCGCGGCCACAUACAUAGAGGACGACAGCAUGAGGUUCACAGUGCUCACGUCCACACCGCUCGGCAUGGCCGCACUACAGCCGGGACAGAUAGAGGUGAUGCAAGAUAGAAGACUGAGCCGCGACGACAACAGAGGGAUGGCGCAAGGAGUUCUUGACAACGUGCGGACAAGACACACCUUCAAGAUCAUCAUAGAAAAGGCUAAGAAGGGUUGCACCAAGCCGCCAUCAGAGCACCCGUCAGGGCAGCUGACGCUGGGCGCGCACGUGUCGCAGCAGAUGCUGCUGCAGCCGCUGCUGGGCAUGCACUACACGUCGCGCGAGGACACCACGCACACCGGCUACUCGCGCGUCAACGUCAACCAUGCGGACCUCGUGCUGGCCGCGUUCAACCCCUAUGUCGCUGCUAAGAACAAAGAUGGCGGACUGCUCCGCGGCAUGGGCCUGACGAUGCAACGCGUGUACCUGGACACGUGCUACGGUAACAACGACAUCAGGAAGUGGUAUCAUCUGGGAGACGGACAGAUCUCCGUAUCGGACCUUGUCGACGCACCUGCCGACAAAGUAUACGACAGCUCGCUCACAUUUACAACGAUACGGAACCCGUUGCCAAGUGGAGUGCUCACGCUGUGCCCCAUGGAAAUCAGAUCAGUGUUCAUCAACGACACGCUCAAGAAAUACAAGUUUUAACCUGUUUUGGCUAUGGGUCGGAUUUGAAAAAGGAGCGGAAAACAAGAAAAUGAACGUAGGCUAAGUUCAGAUAAACGCGCGACGUCGCGCGGUUUAAGAGUGUGAAAAAUAAAUUCUGUUGUGUACGCGCGGUAUCUUAAACCGCACGUCGCGUCGCGCGUUCAUCUGAACUUAGCCUUACGGUGAAACCAGGCGAGUAUUUUGAGUCGCCUUUUGAUCGAAAGUAACAACAAUUACGUGAAUUUUACGACAGAAUUAAUAUUAACUCUCGUCUGGCUUCACCUUUAAAAGAUUUUCUGAAUUCAGACUUCGAACUACGAGACUUGUUUUAUAAUUCAUGAAUGUCGGAUAAAAAUAUUAAAGAUCGGUACCUUAUUUAAAUGUAGGCAACUUUGUUUUGGAUUUAAUUUUAAACCACGGUGCUUCGUCUAUGUUUCAUUGAUCUUUAGUUCGUUAAUAUUAAAUUUCGUCCUUUUUAAUUUUAGGUCGGGAAUUUAUGACGAUGAGAGAUUGUUUUUGGAAAGUAUGCGUAGUCUAUGGUCUAACUGGAUUUACAAUAGACAAGUUAGACUUGCAAAGGACCAUUGAGUGAAUGUUAAGAUCGAUAUUGGCCAAAUACACACUACUAUUGGUGUUAAACGUAACAUGAAUUAGUUAAAUUUUAGACCUUAUGCCAUUGUUAUAAGUGUCUUUAUUGUGAAAACAGAAAUCGGUUAGCCUUUAGCUUAGCCUCUGUUACCCCUAUCAUUUAGGAAUAUGUUUAGGCUUACCGCCGUGAACGCACAAAAAGACUUUGAGGCCGCGUUUGGCUCAUCAAUGCGCGUGGCGCUAUGUGUGCGUGCGAUACACGGCGAUAGUUUAUCAUUAAGACUUGCCACAAAUGAAAGCAUUACACAAUAUCACUCACAAUACACACAAGGGUUACGCACACAUGGCGUCGAGCGCAAAGAUAAGUUGAUUUACCCAUAGAGGCAUCGUCUAUGUAUGUAUGAGACAGCAAUGCGAAGCCAAUCGUAUGAGCUACUGACUGAGUAAGCAGCCGUAUGUUUACGACCACUGGUGGAAAAUAUACAUAUAAGGAAAUAGAGAAAUCAAUAAUUAACGGCUAUCCAUAAAUUAUGUCACGAGUUAUGGGAAAAGUGGUGAAGUAAGAAGUGUGAAGAGGGAUGGAAGACAUCACUACUUGGUCAAUCAAUUUGUGUGUAUGUCUUGAUGAAAUUUGGCUAGUCUGGAGGUAGUUGACAUUUCGGAUUUAUACAUAGAACGAGUUUUAUUUGCAUGUAUUACCGCGGAACGCAUCUAAUAAUAAUGUGACCUAAUUCAUGGAUUACCACUUUCAAGUUUAUUUACAAUAAUAUAUGUUAUUAAUUAAAUUAUUUACAUUUUAUUUGUUAUCUAUCAAUUGAGUGAGUAUCAUUUAUUUUACACAUUAAAUAUUAAAAUGUAUUCAUUUCUAUGGUUCGUACUGCCGUGUUGAAAGUGUUUAAACGUUCAACAUUUAACUAAACAGUUACUAUUAUAAUAUAGCGAGGUUUCUAGGAUAAGACUUGUAUAUAUAUUUGCACAUGAAUACUUAAACGUUUUCACUGAAUAUACAUUUAUUAUAAUCAUGUAUAUCCGCAAUAUUUACAUUAUUAGGGGUAGUGAGUAAAUCAGAGUGCCUACCAUCACAUCUCAAAGUAAUAUUAUUGAAAUUAAAUAUAAUAACCGACAAGGCCCUACAAUGGUCGAAUAAUGAAUAGCAAUUGGAUUAAAAUGACACCAUUCGUAUCCCCCUAAGCAUUUUGCGAACACAAUAAUUGGAAAUACAUUGUAUUGAUCGUGAGUGUAACGCCCCGUACUUAAUCCCGUUGAUUCUUUGGCCAUUAUAAAUAGCGGAAUUAGGGUCCAGGGCUCUAACCUGCGUCUCCAGGCUAUACAAGCCAGUCGCUUUAUCAACUAAACUACCAAGGUCUCUGACCAGGAAUUUGAAUUUGUUCAUUGCAUUCUGACACAUCUUCGGUGCGUAAGACGAAAAUAAUUACAUCGGAAUCGCUUUAAAAAAAAAUGACUUUAAAUAUUAUUGCAUUUGAGAGAUGCUGCUUUACGACUUACAGUGCGCUGUCCCUCUUCCACGAUUGCUGUAAUAUUACUUUGAGACGUGCUGGUAGGUCGCCGGGACUAAUUAUCGAUGUUCAAUAAUGAUAAUCGUAGGUAUUUGUUUUUUGUGUAGAAUGUAAUUUGUAAUUAUGUUUCUGAAGCACCUUGUUACUGGAUAACGAUUAAGACAGUUUAAAAUAGUGAGGAUUUCUCCUCAGUAUGUUAUAGGCGUUUUUCUGUAUCUCGUGGGUAUACUCCGGCGCAGGUAAAAAUAGCUUUAAGGCGCCUGUGUAGGGUAUAUAUUCCUUUACCGCAUGAACUAGCCUCAGGUUUCCCAAAGCUCUCUUUACCUAGGUCGAUGAAAUAAUAGCUCUGUUAAUCUUCGAAUUUACUAAAAUAAUUAUAAAUAUGUAUUGUGAAAGCAUAAUCGCGUUUAAUUACGAGGAUCAUUAUCUAAUAAUAUACAUGAAUAAUUUAUUCCGUCUUUGGUAGUAGCAUCGAGAUCUCAAUAUAAAUUCAACUUUGUAUUUAGGGGUUAAGAAUUAAUAUGUCACAGUUCAUUGAAAACGUACGCACUAAUGUAUUUAAAAUUCCUCUGAACCAUUUAUUUAUCUAUGUAAAAUAUUAGUGAGAUUUAUAAUAAUGUUUUAUUAUACAUGUACAUUUAUUUCAUGAAGUUGUAAAUAUAUUAGGAGAUUGUGUUAAAUGUAA